This is a messenger RNA of Parasteatoda tepidariorum (common house spider), 762 nucleotides long. The record is from RefSeq and is a predicted model, not a curated record. NCBI's taxonomy places the organism in Eukaryota, Metazoa, Arthropoda, Arachnida, Araneae, Theridiidae.
CUCUCUGUACUCAUUACUUUCUAUAACAAGCAUGAAAUAUGUGCAUUUUUUCAAACUUUUCUUUUUGGUUUUUCAGCAUUUUGGAAGAAGUGUGGAAUACAUCAUUGUAAUUUUUGUCCUUAUUCAACGGUUUUCAAAGCAGACCUAACAAGGCAUAUCAGAACUCACACUGGGGAAAAACCCUAUCAGUGCAACGUUUGCAAAAAAUCUUUUAAUCAGAAGUGCAAUUUAAAGAAGCACUUACAUACUCAUUAUAAGUUAGCCAUGUAUAAGUCUGUUUUAUCAAACUUUUCUUUUGGUUUUUCAGUCAUUUUGAGGAAGAGUGGCAUACAUCAUUGUCAUUUUUGUUCUUAUUCUACAAUUUUCAAGACAGAUCUAACAAGGCACAUCAGAACUCACACUGGUGAAAAACCUUAUCAGUGUGCCAUUUGUAAGAAACGCUUUAAUCAGAAGGGCAAUUUAAAGAUGCACAUGCUUACUCAUUAUAAGUGAUCCAUGUGAAGUAUUACAUGUAAUGCAUGUGUGUAUUGUACUCACAAUAACAUUUCCUAUAAAUGUUAAUGCUUGUGUCAUAUGUGAAAAUUUUUCCUAUUCCUUGUAAUUUCUUUAAUUACAUGUUUUAUUGAUUUUCAAUAUAUUUUCUAAUUUGUUAUGAUAGAACUGAAGUUUUCCUUUCUUAUUGUUGUUUAAAAGGAGAUUUAAUUUUGCAUAUUUUUUACUAAAAGUGAAAAUCAGUGAAGCUCAGUUUUUGCAAUUGUUUGU